UUACAUCAUGUCACUCGUAGUCAGGCCACAGUCCGAGAAUACUACGGCUAUUAUCAUAUGCGACUUUUACUACGAAUAUACCAGACACGCUUCUAGAAUCUUUUGCUGUGUAAUGGUGCAAUGGAUACUUAACUUGAAUAAGUGCCUAGUAAUUAUUCUAAAAAGGUGAAUCAUUUAUUAACCUAAAAAUUUGAAACUACUUCAAGCCCAUUACUCUGUAAUAAUUUGUAAUAUAACGUUUAAAUGACGGACUUUUAUGUUCAUUGCGCAGUCAUUUGUUUCAAAGGUUAUUUUGAGUUGUAAUGUUGGUUCUACUGGACUGAUUGCUGGUUGUUUGCGUCGAUAAGAAGUGUGUGUAGUGAAUUUGUGUUAUUCUGACUGUGUGGUUGAAAAUUAGCGGAGAGCAAUGGUAAAUCCCGAAGAAGUACUUCAAUCAUUAGACGAGUUCUCAAAGUUGAAGCCGAAAGAUAUUCCACGCGAACUAGAAGAAUAUCUUAUGUACGUGGCUAAAACUGGCGACCCUGUGUAUCAAUGGUCGGUGGUGAAAUGUUUGUUUCGUGAGAAGAUGUUGAACGUCAUAACAGAUUUUUACGAGUCGUGCCCUUCCAUCGACCUUCCACCGUGCCCGAACGUCGACCCUUUUAACUACGAAACGAUGAAAGCGAGUCUGUUGGAGCGCUUGGAAUCCUUUUCGAACGCCCCGUUCACCGUGCAGAGGCUCUGCGAGCUGCUCACGACCCCGCGAAAGGAAUACACCCGCGUGGACAAGUUCAUGCGCGCGAUCGAGAAGAACAUCCUGGUGGUGAGCACAAAGGAGCCCGGAGGGUCUCGUGCGCGGCCGGACGCCCCGCCGCCGCAGCCGCCACCGUCGUCGCAAGCGGACGUGCUCAUGAAUGGGGUUAUGGACGGCCGCGGGGCGGGCGGCCUGGACAUCGGGGAGGCCGUGGAGACCGUGAGCAGCGAAGGCGUCAACCUCAUGCAGGCCGGGGCGGACGUGGCCUUGGCGGAGACCAUUCGCGUGGAGUGCGAGGACAUCGAGAUGGACGACGCGGCCUCGGCCGGAGUGUGGGACCCCAAGGCGGGAGGCGAGCGUGCGGCCGACGCCACCGCUUCCACUGCCACCGCCACCGCCGUCGUUUGGGACGCCAAGGCAGAGGAAGAAUGUGCAGUCAACGGAGACGGACUCAAAGUUAUGGACACACCGGUUGAAGGGUCCACGGUGGUGUGGGACUCCAAGGAUGGAGAGUGCGGGGAGAGUUUGAAGGCUUUGUCACCCUCUCCAGAAGCUGCUCCGCCAGCUGCAGACCCUCCUGCUGCGUCCAAACCAGCUGAGGACGAGCACGAGGCUGCUGCGGUUGCUGUUGUAUCGGAAUUUCUUACUCCUAACCGAGAAGACUUUGGACAAGGAGGGGAAAUGAGCACAGGAGUUGAGAAUGUGCCUCUUGUCCUCGCAUCUGGCCCUGAUCCUGAACCGCAAUCCGGUGGAGCAGUUUCUGAUAUAUUUUUUUCCACAGUAUUCAUUUGGAAAGAGAAAGUUGUAGCAACAGAUUAUCAAGUAUUCAAAGUUUUCAACUUUAUUUAACCUGGUGUAACAAGAUAUGAAAUCGUUAAUUUGUCACUUGUGUGAGAUAAGACUUGCAAUACACAAGAUAUGACUGAUACUUUUUGUGGGUUUUUCGAUUCAGAAUUUAAAAUACCUUUUCCCUGAAUUUUCAUGUUUCUUAUCUGAAUAAUUGGCUCUUGUGUUGUAAAGAACACUACUGUAAGAUUGUGCAAAAGUAGAAUAAUAAUGUAAUCUAAAUUACAAUAGUACUAUGUUGGAUAAUUAUGUCUUCACUUACUUUAUGAAACCUUAAUACACAAAGAUUUUCAAUUUAACCAUUUGUUGUAUUGCAAUCGCUCAAAAAUUCUUUGUUAACAUGAUACAGGCUCUCAUCUGACAUGACAAGACGCAAAAAUUCUCUAAUUUUGAGAGCAUGGUCAGUCUUGGGGGGGGGUUAACUAGAGUAAAAUAUCAUCCCUUUCCUGGGAAGAAGAAUGACCGUACAAAUUUCUAAAAUGUAUUUAUUAUUUCAAUAGUUAGUUUUUGUACUACAUUGAAAAGAAUAAAAAGAGUGGCAUACUUUUUGAGCUUUUAAUUUUGCAAAUGUUGAUCACAUUGCUUAAGUUCGUAUUGUCCAAUAUCAUCAUUUUCUAUGGACUAGAAAAUGUAAUAUUUCUUGCAUUGUUUGUAGAUAUGUUUUUAGUAAUGUUAGUUUUGGGAAAUCCCCGGUUGGCUACUGUAAUGGGUAAAGUUACACAUCUCGUUAGUGCAAUUGAAAGGUUCAGAAAUAUUAGUCAUUCUUUUAACUUUAACUUUCUUGCAUGUUGUGUAGUCAGAAUCCACGUUUUGUAGGUGUUUGAUAAUCUAAAUUCGAUAGACAUAAAAACGUCUUUCUGUGGUCAACACUAGCACCAAAACAGAUAUUCCGUGAUCAAUUUUAAAUAACUCAAGCCCCCUUAAAUUUGAAAUGGAUAUUUAAAUUUCUGGGGUACUUUACAUAGUUCCUUUUUUUACCCCCCCCCCAAGUUUGUAAUUAAACUUUGUCCUUGGAUACCAUAAAGAAAUCUUAAAAAAAUUGGGUGGGGUCUUUAAAUUUUUUUAGCAUCUUAACAACAAUAAUUUUGAAGAUUGAGACUGUUUUCCAUAAUAAAAUCAGUAUUUCAAAGACAUCUUGAAAUAAGGUCAUGCAAAAUUUUUUGAA
This is a messenger RNA of Gryllus bimaculatus (two-spotted cricket), 2744 nucleotides long. The record is from the annotation of a GenBank genome assembly. NCBI's taxonomy places the organism in Eukaryota, Metazoa, Arthropoda, Insecta, Orthoptera, Gryllidae.